CCAAACCAAAAUGUGUGUUAGGUUUUGAAGGAAUAAACAUCGAUUCUGCUUUCUCUCUUGUUGGAGACUCGGACGAUGAUAAUUUCUCAUCUUCGUGCUUUCAUCAAAUUCAAAGGUGACUCCUUUCUUCUUCCUUUACAAAACCCUCUUUCUUCUUCCCGAUUCAGUCCUCACGCCACUCUUUUAGCCUCUCUUCUUCACUCCAAUUCCUUUUCAAAUAAUGGGGAUCCUCCUCUGUCUAGGUAUCAAAAACUUACCAACUUGGAUCAUGCCUUUAACCUGUUCGAUGAAAUCAUCCAGAGAAAACCCCUCCCAUCUGUUAUCAAGUUUAAUCAGUUGUUAAAUGCUGUUGCCAAAAUGAACCAUUUUUCUUCUUCUCUCCACCUUUUUAAACAAAUGUGCGUCGUUGGAGUUCCUGUUGAUGCCUACUCUAUGAAUAUUGCCAUCAAGUGUUGUUGUCAGAUGUCUCGCACCAACGACGGCUUUGCACUCCUGGGCUGUUGCUUCAGGCGAGCUCUUGUACCCAAUGUCUUCACAUUUAGUACACUCUUAGAUGGACUCAUUCGUGAAGAUAGGAUUAUUGAAACAGAGAGACUCUUCAAGAAGCUCAUCAAGCACAAACUCUGUGAACCUAAUGUCGUUAUGUAUUCCACUAUGAUCAAAGGGCUUUGCAAGGUUGGAAAUAAUGAUAUUGCCAUUGGCUUGCUAAGGCUCAUGGAUGAAAGAGGCUGUAAGCCUAAUACUGUAGUAUAUAAUACCAUCAUUGAUAGUCUCUGCAAGGACAAACUGAUAGAUGAUGCUUUCAACCUUUUCAAAGAGAUGGUAUUUCACAAAGGCAUUCCACCAAAUGUCAUCACAUACAACUCUUUGAUUCAUGGUCUUUGUAACUUAUGUCGUUGGGAGGAGGUCGCUAAGAUGCUAAAAGAAAUGGAGGAUCUAAGUAUCUCUCCUAGUUUGCGAACCUUUAACAUAUUAGUCGAUGCGUUUUGCAAGGAAGGUAAGGUGAAUGAAGCGGAGGCUGUUAUAGACAUCAUGGUUGAGAGACGUGUGGUUCCUGACAUCGUGACAUACAAUUCACUUGUAGAUGGUUACUGUCUGCGAGGUGAGAUGACCAAGGCAAUGACACUUUUUGAUUCACUUACUUCGAAAGGUCUAGUCCCUAAUGUUGUUACUUACAACAGUUUAUUGAACGGGUAUUGCAAGAGUUUGAAAGUAGAAGAGGCCAUGCAUAUGUUUCAUGAUAUAACAAGAAAAGGUCUGAAACCUGAUAUAGUCACUUACAACACGAUGAUACAGGGAUUGUUUCGGGUUGGAUGUUGUGGAGAUGCACGAAAACUCUUUGAUGAGAUGCGAGCACAAGGCCUUAUUCCAGAUGAAUGCACCUAUAGAAUAAUAUUAGAUGGCCUUUGCAACAACCGUCAAGUUGAAGAGGCGCUCUCUUUGUUUCAUCUGGUUGGUGAUAGCAAGCUAAAUUCUAAUAUCGUGGUGUACACAAUACUUAUUGAAGGUGCAAGCAAAUGUGGGAAGUUUGAUAUUGCAAGUGCUCUUUUCCAUGACCUUACUGUAAAAGGCUUGCAACCUGAUGUUCGCACAUAUGCUGUGAUGAUUAGUGGCUUAUGUAGGGAAGGUUUACUAAAGGAAGCAAAACACUUGUUUUGUAAAAUGGAUGAGAGUGGCUGCCCACCAAAUAGUGUUACUUACAAUGUUUUUCUCCAAGGAUAUCUUAAGCACCAGAAUUGCGAUGAUGUGGAGAUGCUUUUACAGGAAAUGGAUAGAAGAAGUUACUCACUUGAUGCUUCUACUUUAUCAUUGUUAAUACAUCAAAUCGCAGCUGGUUCACUAGACAGAAGUAUGCUUAAAUUGAUAGGUACGCUUGUCCCAAAGAACUGAUGGACACUCUUGCCUAGAUAACAAUCUGGGAGAGAGACUGAAUUAGUUAUUGUCGGUUUGAGCUAUUUGUAGCAUGAGAAAUUAAAAUAGGAAAUUUGUAUCGAGUUCCUACUAGUCUUUACUUGUCUAAUGAGUUUAAUGUUUCAACAUAUUUGUAUUUUCUAUACUAGCAGUCACAUUUCAUCGACUU
Molecule: messenger RNA, 2080 nt
Organism: Helianthus annuus (common sunflower)
Lineage: Eukaryota; Viridiplantae; Streptophyta; Magnoliopsida; Asterales; Asteraceae
Product: pentatricopeptide repeat-containing protein At1g63330
Exons: 1
Coding region: 76-1890 (604 amino acids)
Molecular function (GO): protein binding
Source: RefSeq, a predicted model, not a curated record